AUGGCCUCUGCCUCCGUAGUUCAUCAUGCUAUAUGUGAUGGAUGUUAUAACCCCAUCUGUGGUAUAAGAUAUAAGUGUCUUGAUUGUCCUGACUUCGACCUUUGUUUUAAUUGUAAAUCAUUUCUUAAUGGUGGUCAUAAUCCGACGCACUCAUUCACCGAAAUUAAAGCGUAUCUUGGAAUGAAAGAGGAAGCGCAUUCGGACUUUAACCAGCUAGAAUACCGCCAAAAUCCAAGUACCCGCCUGUUAGAGGGUCCAAAACAACCAUCUAGAGUUGGGGAAUAUCCCAAGGAAAAAACCAAAGGGGUAGAAGUAAAAACUAAGGUAAAAACGCAUGUUAACGUGGAUAGGAAAGGGGAGGUAAAGGUGGAAAAUACGGUAAAAACAAAGGUUGGUGUGAGUGAGCUGGCAACAGCGGGAGCUUUAGCAACGAUAAGUUUUCUUGCCUACAGCUUAUUUGGUAAAACAAACAAAACAGGCUAG
This is a messenger RNA of Ambispora gerdemannii, 483 nucleotides long. NCBI's taxonomy places the organism in Eukaryota, Fungi, Glomeromycota, Glomeromycetes, Archaeosporales, Ambisporaceae. The record is from the annotation of a GenBank genome assembly.